CUCAGCCCUUUCCUCUCCAGCAUCAAAGUGAGUAAAUCGUCAAGUUUGCUGACAAGGUCCCAUCGCCCGUCUCUUUUCCCUCCCUUCCUUUUGUCUUUGACUUUUAAGUCACAGAUCUGCCGUCUCGAUUGUCUCCUCUGUUUCUCGCGAAGUUGAACCGCCCCUUCCUGGUAUUAGCCAGCCUUCCUCACCGAGCAAGUUUUUUUUCUUAUCACCAUCCUAUGGGAUAACCAACCUCGAGCCUUUCGUUUUGGACCUUUCGAUCCCACAACGAAACCACAAUGUCGAACAAGAAGAACGAGGAUCUCGAGAUGCGCGGGAAGGAUGAGAACCAGUUUGGUGAGAGGGAGAGCUUCCUGCUGAAGCCUGCGCCCCGUCACCGGGCUCGCAUCGAUAGCGGCAUGGGUAGCAUUCUCUCCCAACUCGAGAACAACCCUGGUGCUGCUGUUCUAGCCUACUGCUUCUCCUCGAUCAGCAUGACGGUCGUGAACAAGUAUGUCGUUUCGGGUUCGUCCUGGAACUUGAACUUCCUUUAUCUGGCCAUUCAGGCCGUUAUUUGCACGGCUGCAAUUCUGGUCUUGAAGCAGAUGGGUUUGAUUCCUAACCUCGCUGCCCUGGAAAGCGGCAAGGCCAAGAGAUGGCUUCCUGUGUCUGUGUUCUUCGUCGGCAUGAUCUAUACCAGCACCAAGUCUCUUCAAUUUCUAUCCGUUCCGGUAUAUACUAUCUUCAAGAACUUGACCAUCAUCGUCAUCGCCUAUGGUGAGGUCCUGUGGUUCGGCGGCAACGUCACCCCGCUGCUUUUGCUGUCGUUCGGCUUCAUGGUGCUCAGCUCCAUCGUUGCUGCAUGGGCAGAUAUCCAGGCUGCCCUCAAUGGUGUUGGGCACUCGGUGGAGACUGCCGCCGCUAUCUCAACCUUGAACGCUGGGUACGCGUGGAUGGGGCUCAACGUCUUCUGCACUGCCUCAUACGUCCUGGGCACGCGCAAGUUCAUCACCUCGCUGAAGUUCAAGGACUGGGACACCAUGUUCUAUAACAAUUUGCUCUCCCUCCCUAUCAUGAUCAUCUGCUCCCUGUUCACCGAGGACUGGUCUACAACGAACCUAGCUAAGAACUUCCCUGCCGAGUCGCGCAAAAACCUUGUGAUUGGGAUGCUCUAUUCUGGCCUAGGUGCCAUCUUUAUCUCAUACUCGUCUGCUUGGUGCAUUCGCAAGACUUCGUCAACUACGUACUCGUUCGUCGGUUAUCUGAACAAGCUCCCGCUGGCCAUCAGCGGCAUUGUCUUUUUCGAUGCUCCCGUCACGUUUGGUAGCAUCUCGGCGAUCCUCCUAGGAUUCUUUAGCGGCCUUGUCUACGGUCAUGGCAAGAUGAAGCAGAGGGAGCUGUCCAAGCAGGUCCUCCCCACCUCCCAACCGGCCAUGAGCGCCAGCUCUCAGAGGCAGAAGGAUCCAUCCAACCCAUAAGCCAAUACUUGAGAGUGACUAGAGAGAACUGGACGUAGAGGCAAAGAGUCAGCAGGGCUUAACAAAUUGUUAACCAGAUAUCCGCUGGAUAACCACCGUUUCAUUUGACUUCUUGCAUAUGAGUGUAUUCGACAACAUCCCUUUUAGGAUGCUACAAGCCCAUUCUGGUUCCGGCCUUACAGAGCCGACACUGCCUGGAGAAAUUAGAUGAGGCGUGCGAAGCUCACAGAGCCUGCGAAGGGCCAGC
Molecule: messenger RNA, 1707 nt
Organism: Lindgomyces ingoldianus
Lineage: Eukaryota; Fungi; Ascomycota; Dothideomycetes; Pleosporales; Lindgomycetaceae
Product: GDP-mannose transporter
Exons: 4
Coding region: 282-1460 (392 amino acids)
Cellular component (GO): Golgi apparatus
Molecular function (GO): GDP-mannose transmembrane transporter activity; antiporter activity
Source: RefSeq, a predicted model, not a curated record